AUGGAGUCCUCCCCUGCUUCGCCAUCUCCCUCCACCGAUCCCCCAUCAUCGGCCGGUGCUUCUCCAUCAGCAUCCGUCGCUCAAGAACCCUAUAGAAUCCUCGAAACUUCCUACGACGAAUCAUGGGGAGCCCUGAAGGCUGCCUUUUCCUCUACCGGCCACCCAGAACUUUACGACGUCAGCCGAAGUGCCAUUCUGUUCAGACUCUGCUUAAUCGCGUCAUUCAUCUGCAACCACACCGGCAGACUCGAACAGUUCAACGAAGCCCUUGAGUCCUUACGCCAAGCCCUACCGCUUUUCCCGAACUCUGUCUCCAUAGCGCACACACACGCCAGCUUACUCUUCGAAAUCGCCCGACAAAAAGAAGCCGUGCUCCAAGAAGAAGCCGGCUCGUACGAAGCCGUCGUCCAAGAAUGCGAACGCGGGUUGCUGAUCAAGAAUUCGGCGGACCCAAUUCCGUUCUCGGCCUCGCAGCUCGAGAAUUUGAGGAAGGAACUCGUGGAGCUGACAGAGAAAUCCAAGUGGAAGAUCAUCGUUCUUGGAGGUGGGAACAGGAGGGACAAGUGGAAACGGCUUGUAGAUGAUAAUUCCCUGGAGGAGGUAAAGGCCGAGUUCGAGACUGCGCUUCGGAGAAAGAAGGAGAUUGCAGGGUGGAGGCCCUCGCUGGACGAUUGGUUGGGAGAGAAAAGGAAGUUAAAGAAAGGCGAGAAAAAAGACGUCGCUACAAUCCGACGAGUCAGGGCCUUCUGGAACGACAAAAUGAGUGUGGAAGACAAGAGGAAGUUGUUCAGAAUCGGAAUCGAAGACCUCAACGGGUAUUUGGAAAAGAAUGAUUUGCGAAUGGCAAUGAAGGUUUUCACGGAAGCGUUAGAUUUCGCUAAGGCGACCAAUAAAUGGAUGUUUUGGGCGUGCUGUUGCUGUGAAGAGAAGCUUUGUGAUCUAGAUUCCUCUGACAUGCAUAUUUCGUUACAUUUAGGUCCUCUGUCUGAGAGUUUUCAAUCGAUUAUGCCGAUUAAAGCCCCCAAAUGGGCCAUAAACGGCGUUUGGAAGCCAGCGGAAUCGACUUCCGCUGCCAAGAUCAUGGAACGCCGGUCUGCUGCUGCAGAUUGGCCUUAUAUUGACGAGAAAAGUGAGCGGGCAGAAAUCAUCGACAGAAUUCGUAAGAAACUGCAAUUGUUUACGAGUAAUGGAUGUCUUGCUUGGAGCCAUCUCAAUAAACUGCAGAGCUUGAUAAUCGAAUUGCUGCAAAAGCAUGUUCCUCCAGAAUCGAUGAUUACAGUUACAGAUGAUUGGCUUCACCAAUCGCUCCCCUUGAUAUGCUUUUUGGAAGUUCCGGAACUCAACAGUGUUGUUGAGUUCUUGGAAGAUCUGGCCGGUGUUUGCCAAUUGGGUUGCACGUCGGAGGAUGAGGAUGAUGGCGAUAGAGGCAAUAAGUUGUUAUGGAUUACUCCACAGACGAUUGUUCUCAGCUGCGACAAAUCCACUCUCCUUUUUGAUGACAGGUUUUUGGGAGGAGAGACUGAUCUUGUUUCUUGGCUUUGGGCGGAAGGUCCUACAACUGGGGAGCAAAUAAAUGCAUGGAAAAGUUUGAUAGAAGCUAGCAAAAGUCAAGCAAUGGAGUUCUACAAGAUCGUUGAAGAUGAAUGUGGCCGUUUGCGCAGAAUGUGUGAAAGAAAACGCGAGUAUUUGAGUUAUCUGAAAGCAUUGGAGAAUGUUGAGAACAUAUGUGCUUAUGAUGUAUCCCUCUUGCUCAAACGGUGGAAAGAGCUGGACACUGUGACCGAGGAUGAUGAUGAUGAUGAUAAUGCUGAGUUGGAUAUGAUAUGGAGCAUUAUGAAAGAAACAGAAGAAGAGAGUCAAGUUCAAAUGGCAAUCGAGAGGCUGAAAAAUCGCCUGGUUCGAGUGCUUUACCAAAUUGAUGCCAUAAUCCUGUCGACUCUUGCCGCCAUGCGGCGGCAGAUUAGGCAGCCAGCUGGGACGGCAUGUGUUUUUGACUAUCAGUUCGUCGUGGUGCCCAUGUUGAGAUCAUUCAUCAAGGCAUGUUUGGAGGAUUUGGUCAACAAAGAUACUGCAGAGGUGGUUAAUGCUGCAAUAAAAUUUUUGUCGGCAAAGUAUGCUCUUGGUGCCAAGAACACCAACAAAGGAGAAAGACAAGGACCGGGAAAAUCAAACAAGGAAAAGAAGAAAAAUGAUCGCGGAAAGGCUAAGCCAGCGGGUGGUAGUGAGGAGCAGCUGCCUUUUGUCUCCUCUGAACCUAAUCAAGAUGUUGGUAGUACCCAACAGGAAGAGGAAAUUAGGGGUGAGUAUGAAGAGGAGCAAAGAAAGCUUGAAGAAAAUUUGGAUUUGAAGAGGCAAAUUGAAUAA
Molecule: messenger RNA, 2364 nt
Organism: Corylus avellana
Lineage: Eukaryota; Viridiplantae; Streptophyta; Magnoliopsida; Fagales; Betulaceae
Molecular function (GO): protein binding
Source: RefSeq, a predicted model, not a curated record